AUGCCCGGUAUCAACGAACAACCACCAUUCAAGGUCCUCAUUGUGGGAGGAUCGUACGCGGGAUUGGCCGCGACCCUGAAUCUGGUUGAUCUGUGUCAGGGCCGAAAGUGUCGAUUCAAUGUCGAUGAAGCUGCCAAGGCCCCUGAGCACAAGAUCCCGGUUCAGGUCACGAUCGUGGACGAGCGCGAUGGUUACUUCCAUAUCAUCGGCCAGCCUCUCGCGAUAGGAUCCAACUCCGCCGCUAGCACAUUUUGGCAAAAGUUCGAAGAUAUUCCCGCACUCCAAUCUCCGGACAUAAACCACAUCCAGGGACGAGUGGAAUCUGUUGAUUGCAAGUCGCGCACCGCGCGCAUCGCUCAGAGCGCAGGUGAUGAGGGCCAUAAGAUCAUUGAACACAAGUAUGACUACAUGGUGGCAUGCUCGGGUUUGCGGAGGGAGUGGCCGAGCGCCCCCAAAUCGCUAACUCGGGAGGCAUACCUUGCAGAGACAUCAGAGUCUGCACAAACAAUCGAGAAUGCUACCGCUGGUGUUGUGGUAGUCGGAGGUGGUGCUGUUGGCAUCGAGAUUGCCGCUGAAAUCAAAAUGCUUCACCCCAAACUCAAGGUCACGCUGGUUCAUUCCCGCCAGCAACUGCUCUCUUCUGAGGACCUGCCAGUUGAAUUCAAGGAGAAGACCCUUGAGAUGCUCAAGGAAUCCAAUGUCGAGGUUGUCAUGGGCGCGCGUCUCCAAGACACCGUACCGGCGGAUGAAUCCACAUCCGCGAAGCUGAGAUUAAAGCUCUCAGACGGCCGAGAGCUCUUUGCCGAUCAUGUCAUCAAUGCUGUGUCUCGAUUCACACCCACAUCCUCCUAUCUUCCGAAAGAGGCUUGCGACCCCGAGGGAUACGUUCGAAUUACAGCGGGUCUGCAGUUCUCGGGUGAUGUUCCUAACAAGGAAUUCCACUAUGCGGCAGGUGAUCUUGCCUGCUGGUCAGGUAUCAAGCGUGGUGGAGCGGCGAUGCACCAUGCGCACUUUGCGGUCGUGAACAUUCACCAACGAAUGAUGGCGCAGCUGUAUAAAACCGAGACCAAGUUCAAUGAGCUGGUUGAAGUUGCCCCUAUGAUGGCACUCGCCCUUGGAGAGACUGCCGUUGGAUAUUUCCCAACCAUGGGACUGACAGUGGGUGAUACUAUCCGCAAUAUGUUUUUCAAUGACGAUCUGGGCUACGGAAGUAAGUUAAUCAAUAGAAUUCUAAUCACAUUUCCCCUGGAGCUGCUGCUAACAGAAAUAGUUUGCUGGAGAUGGAUGCGUCUAGGAGAACCAACAGCAUAUAAACUUUAG
Molecule: messenger RNA, 1320 nt
Organism: Penicillium olsonii
Lineage: Eukaryota; Fungi; Ascomycota; Eurotiomycetes; Eurotiales; Aspergillaceae
Source: the annotation of a GenBank genome assembly